AUGAAUCUCAGCAUCAUCACCACCAUCUUGGUGAUCUUUGUAUCAGUUAAUCAAUCUUUUGGUGCCAUGAUCAAUAACAUCAAGAACGAAAAAGAAAUCAUGUCAGUUCAAGAUGAGUUAGCCAAACCCAUUGAUGACACCAUACUCAACGCUAUGGAGAAAAAAUGUCACUGGUGUGACAAUUCUACUGGCACAUGCUUGUGUGGACCCCCUCCUUGGCCUUAA
Messenger RNA from Melampsora larici-populina 98AG31, 225 nucleotides. RefSeq lists its product as uncharacterized. NCBI's taxonomy places the organism in Eukaryota, Fungi, Basidiomycota, Pucciniomycetes, Pucciniales, Melampsoraceae. The record is from RefSeq and is a predicted model, not a curated record. The transcript has a single exon. The coding region runs from base 1 to 225 and encodes 74 amino acids.